AUGGUGAAAAGUGGACUUACCGAACUCCCUAAUGAACUUUCUUUAUAUAUCAUCUCAUUCCUUUCGGCCAAGGAAGCUGCGAGGUUUCGAGCCACUUCCAGCACGUACCGUAAUUUGGUAACACUACUGCCUGAUCUGAGUUAUAAUGACAACAAUGACAUCAGAAGCUUUCAGGGUUUUGUGAAUGAAUUGCCGAGUGACAGUGAAGCUUACCAUGUGAGACAAGUUUAUGUGAAACUGACCAUUCGUGAUGAAGCUAUGUCUUCCCUCAUGAACCGGUUUGUGCGUGAUAUGCUAAAAAGAGGGGUCAUGAAUCUGGAGCUUAUAAAUUUGGAUGAUCAAUACCUCCCAUCAUUACCGGUUGAGAUUUUCAGCUCCACAACCAUCGAGACUAUGAAAUUCCGAGGGUUUUCGAUAGACAUCGUGCCUAGAACAGCUUCACUCCCGGCUCUAGAGAAACUUACAACUGACAGAGUCACCUUCAAUGGGAUGGCCUUAAGAAGAUUACUCUCCUCUUGCCCUCUGCUUGACACUUUGGUCAUCGAUGAAAAUCAAUGGAAGUGGCCUCUCAAUUAUUUGCAUAUAUCCUUUCCAGAUACUAAAUAUACAUUUGAAGAUAUAUUUGAUAUUAUCGAAGAUAUCGAGUAUAUGCACACAGGGUUAAAGGGAUAUACUGCACUGAAGAGAUCUGUGGUUGAUCAGAUAGACAUAACAGGCUGCGGACUCAGAGAUCUAGCAGUAGUAGAAGUCAUACUAGCUUCAUUCCCUUAUCUUGAGCAACUAAAUGUUGGAACGCGGACACAACUGGUUCCUACAAGGAGGGAUAUCAUGAAUAAAAUAGAGAAUCUUCCCAAAGCUUCGCAGACUUGCAACAUCACGCUGUUUCCAUGCAAACAUCCCUUUACCAUCAAAAAACAUUCGUCCGUGAAGCUUUAG
Capsella rubella is the source of this 936-nucleotide messenger RNA. Its product is annotated as putative F-box/LRR-repeat protein At5g15620. NCBI's taxonomy places the organism in Eukaryota, Viridiplantae, Streptophyta, Magnoliopsida, Brassicales, Brassicaceae. Gene Ontology annotation, molecular function: protein binding. The coding region runs from base 1 to 936 and encodes 311 amino acids. The record is from RefSeq and is a predicted model, not a curated record. The transcript has a single exon.